Zygotorulaspora mrakii is the source of this 2388-nucleotide messenger RNA. RefSeq lists its product as uncharacterized. Gene Ontology annotation, molecular function: RNA binding. The coding region runs from base 1 to 2388 and encodes 795 amino acids. The transcript has a single exon. The record is from RefSeq and is a predicted model, not a curated record. NCBI's taxonomy places the organism in Eukaryota, Fungi, Ascomycota, Saccharomycetes, Saccharomycetales, Saccharomycetaceae.
AUGAGCAUCCAAGUUUUGAAUGAAAUAUGUACAUUUGUCUUCUGUGAAGUGCCCAACCUCUAUAUGACCGGGAGGCUAUGGAGAUCUGUCGGUGAUGAAUUGGGCCAUCCACUACCGAGUAACCGCGCAAUUUAUGAUGUUCCGGAAGAUACACUUGACUUUCAAAUCAAGGCGAGUAGGUAUUGCGCCAACAUACUUGUUUUGCGAGGUGUAACCAAGAGCGGCUAUCACGAACCGAUGACAUCUGUGACACUCCCAUUCCGUACCAUUUCGAACAACCCGGCAGAAGAUGUUUUACUCUUGGAGGAGCUCAAACAGGGGCUUUUUGACCUCGCUGAGGAACUGGAUAUUGAGAUCAUAGUAACAGAGAACCAGAUAUAUAAUCCGUCUCCUAUUACGGGAAGAAAUUCAUUCUAUAUCAAUCUCAUCGGAAUAGAGUCACAAGCGUCCACUGCUUAUCUACAUCUAUGGUCACUUGUUGAGUUAUAUCAGAGAUCUAAGUCUGCGGCACCAUCAACUUUUAUCGAUUGUCUGAAUCUGGAUGCAUAUUCACUGCUACCGACAGUAGUAGGUGUUGAAAUGGCAAACAUUAAACAUAUCUCGACUACAUAUAAGACAGAGAUCCAUAUACCUUCGUUACUGUCCCCAUUAGAAAGUAAAACAGCUACCAAUAAAAAUAUGCGGCCCCAAAUUUUCUUUUCAGGACCAAUUCAUUCAAUGGUGUUAGCUGCAAAAGAUGCUACACUGAAAACAGUAAAAAAUCUGAACUCUUCCCUUUACUAUAAAAGAUUUUCAAAUAUCUCCCCGCAGAAACUUUUGUAUCUCCGAAAACAUUAUCAACCAGAACUGAACAGACUCAUGAUAAAAUAUCAGUCAUUUAUAAGAGCUACACAUGAGUUUGUUGAGUUUCAAUCACCUUGCCCUGCUCUAUUGGAGUCAGUUAUCAAAGUGUUUACCAUCAAUGUACUUCAUCAGAUUGCCGAAAUUCAGAUAACUCUGAAGGAAAAUUUCAUUUUCUCCUCCGAACUAUUGAGUUCGAUAUGUUUGGACGAAUCAAACAAUAAAAUAAUUUUGGCUACGACAGGGACACAUUCUAAUCAAUUGCUAAUUGUUGGCAAUCAUUCAGAAUUGACCCCAACUAAACAUUCUAAUCAAUUUUUUUCAGCGAGAGGCAGUUUACUUGAGUGUGUGAUAAAAAUUGUUUCUGCACUGCCGGAAGACUCACUUUCUCAAUUGAAAGCUAUAUUCGAAAUACAUGUUGAUUAUGAAGAUUUCAUUUCUGGUAAAAAAAAUGGUAAAAUAACACGUAUAAUGGAAACUAUACCGUGCCUCAUCAAAUUGGAAAAACUCGAGGAAGAUGACUCGAUAUUCUUAAGUUUGUUCGCCAAUUCUUUAAACAAUUUUGCAGAAACAUUUUCAAUGGUUAUAAAUGAAUUGCCUGCUGAAGAGUCAUUUUUCAUUCCCGAGAUUUAUCAUCGUCCUGUUAUAGGUGCCGGAGGAUCAGUUAUUCAAGCAACCAUGAAAAAAUAUAAUGUGUUUGUCCGCUUUUCUAAUAGCUUUUUCUUACCCCAAAGCGAGCUUUGUCAUGUAAGAUACGAUAAUGUCAUUAUAAGAUGUCCAUUCAAGAAUGUGUCGUCUAUCUCUUCUGCAAAAAGUGAGCUAAAUCAACUUGCUAGGGAAUAUGGAAGAUCGCAACCAAGAGCUUUAAUAAAAUUUACUCCAGGACAAUAUAGAUACAUGCUGUCUUUGACUCCUAAAGGUAGUCAAGCAAUCGGAAAUAUUGAAAAAAAGCACAAUGUAUACGUAAUGUUUCCGUUUGUAGAACCGUCGGAGGGAUAUCUGCUCGAAAUUCGCGGCAAUGAUGAUGCAGCGUACAGCGCGGCUAAAGAUUUAGUUGAUUCAUCAUUUGGGUUAGAAACAGAAUUGCAUUUGAACAAAGAACUCGACCUAAACGAGGAAUUCUAUAACUUCCUAGUUUUCCCGUUUAAGCACACGAUGAAAAUUGAGAUUUCGGCGCAUAAAAAUCUACUGCGGAUGACGUAUCAAGAAGGCAAUCUGUUGCUUAAUAAAGCCUUCACGAUCUUAGCUAGCUGGUUUAAAUCCAAAGAUCUUGAGGUCGUAGGUAAAGAAGUUGUACGCGACUUUGUCAUUAAAUCCAAAAAUCCCGAAAGCCUCGCCCUACAUACCCCAUCUCCAAAUUCGAAGACGCCUCCAGAACAGGUUUAUCAAGUUAAAGCUGCCUCAAUACUCAUGACAAACUUGCACGAUACCCAAUAUUUUCAGCCAUCGUCAACGCCCCAUGUUUUCCAUACCUCCUUACUUGAUGAUCGAAAAAUCAUGCAUCCAUAUUAUACAAAAGUUUCGACUAGAAAUAAUGGAUGGACCUAA